This is a messenger RNA of Diospyros lotus (date-plum), 1316 nucleotides long. RefSeq names its product transcription factor MYBS3-like. Lineage: Eukaryota; Viridiplantae; Streptophyta; Magnoliopsida; Ericales; Ebenaceae. Bases 127 to 1122 code for a protein of 331 amino acids. Gene Ontology annotation, biological process: response to auxin; response to ethylene; response to gibberellin. The record is from RefSeq and is a predicted model, not a curated record. Gene Ontology annotation, molecular function: DNA binding. The transcript has 3 exons.
UUUCAUCUCUCGGAGACUCCACACAGAGAGAGACAGACAGACGGAGACUGUUCAAUAGAGCUCUCGAAAACCUAACCCUUGGAUCAUGUGAUCUCUUCUCCGGGUUUGGACAAGCGAGACGCGACCAUGGCCCGCCGGUGUUCACAUUGCAGCCACAAUGGCCACAACUCUCGAACCUGCCCGAACCGGGGGGUCAAGCUCUUCGGGGUCCGCUUGACGGACGGGUCGAUCCAGAAGAGUGCCAGUAUGGGCAACCUGACCCACUACGCCGGAUCUCUAAACGGCGGCGCCGGCUACGGCGACCACCAUGACGCCGCCGGCGAUAUGCCGGAUCACGGCGGCGAUGGGUAUGCCUCCGAGGACUUCGUUCCGGGGUCCUCGUCCAGCCGGGAAAGGAAGAAAGGUGUUCCAUGGACUGAAGAGGAACAUCGGAUGUUUCUACUUGGUUUGCAAAAGCUUGGCAAAGGUGAUUGGCGUGGCAUAUCACGCAAUUAUGUAAUGUCAAGAACUCCCACACAGGUUGCCAGCCAUGCCCAAAAAUAUUUCAUUAGGCAAAGUAAUGCAUCUAGGAGAAAAAGACGAUCCAGUCUCUUUGACAUUGCAGUGGAUGAGUCAGGUGAUACUCUGAUGGCAUGUAAUGAUUUGUAUGAUGUGAAGCAUCCACAAGCUGAGAGACAAACUAACAACCCAUUGCCUGCACCUCCCGUUUUGGACAAAGAAAGUGAAUCCAUGGAUUCUGCCAACUCCAUUGACGUGGAAUCUGCCCCUCAAAAGUUGGAUACUUUGCAGUACUGUUAUCCAGUUGUAUUUCCUGCUUAUCAAUUGUUACCAUUUCCUGUUCCAUUCUGGCCUGGCCUGCCCGGGCAAAGUAUGGAACCUGCUGAGUCGGAGACUCAUGAGGUGCUUAAGCCAACAGCAGUACAUUCAAAGAAUCCAAUUAACGUCGACAAACUGGUUGGGAUGUCAAAGCUGAGCUUAGGAGAAUCCCUUGGAGAUGCAAAUCUCUCCUCUCUUUCUCUCAAACUGGUCCAAGGCUCUACUCGGCACUCAGCAUUUAUUGCAAAUCCAGCUAAUAUGAGUUCGCGUGUUAACUCGAGCAGGAGCCCAGUCCAUGCGGUGUAGGGUUUAGUUUUGUUGAUUUCCUGCUGAUAACAAAAUAAUGUGCCGUCUGGCUUUGAGUUUAGGUAAUAGUUGUUCUCUUUUUUUUUGGAUAAUUUUAGUAAGUUUUACUUAUAAAGUGUGGGUUCUUAACUUGUAAGCCAUAGCAGAGGAGGAUGUCCCAAAUCAGUUGUAACAGCCGUAUCAGCUUGGUUUGA